Messenger RNA from Vicia villosa (hairy vetch), 498 nucleotides. RefSeq lists its product as uncharacterized. The transcript has a single exon. The record is from RefSeq and is a predicted model, not a curated record. NCBI's taxonomy places the organism in Eukaryota, Viridiplantae, Streptophyta, Magnoliopsida, Fabales, Fabaceae. The coding region runs from base 1 to 498 and encodes 165 amino acids.
AUGGAGAUACUCAAGCAGCUUCAUAUCAACAUACCUUUGAUAGAAGCAAUUGAACAAAUGCCAGAUUACUCCAAGUUCAUGAAGGACAUGAUUACCAAAAGGAAUAGAGUAGGAGAGUUUGCCACUAUUGCACUUACUCAAGAAUGUAGCCAAUUUGUGCAAGGCAAGCUCCCUCCUAAACUGAAAGAUCUUGGAAGUUUCACUAUCCCUUGCAAUAUUGGUGACUCAUUAUGUGGAAAAUCACUAUGCGAUUCGGGGGCAAGCAUUAAUCUUAUUCCUUUUUCUGUAUUCAAGAAGCUGGGGAUAGGCGCAGCCAGGCCUACAACCAUCACUCUGCAACUGGCAGAUAGAAGUAUUUGUUAUCCUCAAGGGAAGAUUGAAAACAUUUUGUUCAGAGUUAAAAAAUUUGUAUUCCCAGUUGACUUUAUCAUAAUGGACUUUGAUGUGAUGAAAACAUCCCCAUUCUGCUGGGAAGACCUUUCCUUGCUAUGGGAGUGA